GGCAGCAGCAGCAGACGCUCCGGUCAGACGGGCGCGCAGCCUCCUCCGUGCAGCCGCUCAUGCCUUCACGCGCUCCGGGGAAACGCCGCCUGACACGCCGCUGAGGAAGAGGAGGGGAGAGGAAGAGGAGCGGAGCAGCCGAGCCGAGAGGAGCGGACCGGAGGACCGGAGGACCGGAGGACCGGAGAGGAGCGCAGCCGCGGAACAUGCUGGAAAACGGGCGGAAGGUGUUGAAGGAGGGUCUGCUGGAGAAGCGCAGCGACGGGCUGCUGCAGCUGUGGAAGAAGAAGCGCUGCGUCCUGACGGAGGACGGAGUCCUGCUGCUGCCGCCCAAGCAGCACGACCACCACCCGCAGCAGCCGCCGCACGGCGGGGGGGACGCCGGCAGGGUCAAGGAGCUGCACUUCGCCAACAUGAAGACCGUGGACUGCGUGGAGCGCAAGGGCAAGUACGUGUACUUCACGGUGGUCAUGACGGAGGGCAAGGAGAUCGACUUCCGGUGCCCGCAGGACGAGGGCUGGAACGCAGAGAUCACCCUGCAGAUGGUCCAGUACAAGAACCGCCAGGCCAUCCUGGCCGUCAAGUCCACCCGGCAGAAGCAGCAGCUGCUGGUGGUCCAGAUGCCCGGGCAGAAGACCGUCCGGAGCGCCCCCAACGUGGCGUGACCCGCGGAGACCCCCGAGGACUCUGGUGCACCGGUUAAUCGGACGCUGAUCCGGAGGACGAACCCGAGCUGCACCCCCCGCCGCCGCCUCCCCGCCGCGCCCCCCCCAGCGGGAGACCCCGUCCCCCAGGCCGAGGCCUCCCCCGGCCCCCGCCGCCCCUCCCCCUUCCAAUACAGACACUUCUUUCACAAGAGACUGAUGGACAGAAAGCAUGUGAGAAAACAGCUGUAUUCCAGCGUGCGGUGGCUCCGGCCCCUAUUUAUUAGACCUGUACAUAUAUUUUUUCUAUUCAAAAAUGUUGACGAGUGAAGCAGGAUCUCAGCUUCUCGCUUCUGUUACCCGACGACUUUAUCGUGCUUAAAAAAAACAACCUGUCAUCUCUUUUUUCUUUUUUGUUUUGUUUUCAUUUCUCAACUGAACCAAAGACUCAUUUUUUCACCGAGUUUCUGUCGUUGUUGUGCAGUGGUGACUGUAUUUGGCCACAGAUCUGUUCAUAUCUACUGGAAACGUUACAUCCUCACUGUGUGUGUUUCAGUCAUCGGCCCCUUGGUUUCCUUUUGAGUCUUAUAUGGAGGACGGUUCUGGGUUCUGGUUUGUUUUCAGUGGUUACAGAGACGAGGCCUUCCGGGUGGCGGGUCUCAGAUGCUGAGCUGCUCUGAAGUCAGUCGGACUGAAACUACAGCAGAAAUAAAAGAAAAAACAUGUCAAUCUAAAAAACUAUGUGAAGAAAACUACAGAUGCUAACCAAAUCCCUGCUUUUCAGUGUUUCGCCUGCUAGCUUAAAUACAUUCUGACGAUUCCAAAAUACUUUCAAGAAGCUUUAAAUAUUGAAACAAUUAAUUAAAUACAAAAAUAGUGUUAUAAAGUUACCGUAAUGAGAUGCUAAAGCUAAAUUCUGGAAUCAGUUUCUGGCGCCUGUAAUUGUUUACCGUUCUUUAUAGCUAGCAUCUCGAACCUUUCUGUCUUCGUAGCAGCUCUGUCUCUGAGAAACGUCAGAACCUGGAGUGUUUCCAGUCAGAGAACCGAAGAAAACCGCGAAGGACCGUGACACCCGGCGCGUCACGCAGCGGCUAACGGCCUCAGAACUUCCCCUCUGUCUUGUUUUUCAUCGACGGGGGAUGUUUUCCCCCCGUCUGCGGUGGUGGUUUUCAACCUGGCCCCGGCCGGCGUGUCGAAGCGGCGCAUGCCUCGGCGCCGCCGUCAUCCCCCACACAGGGUCGGAGCGCCGCGGCGGGACGCCUCUCUGACAUGCCUUCCUGUUGCCAUCAUUACCCUCUCGGUUGUAGCUGUGCCCUUUGUAGCCACUGUCCGAUUUCUUAUUUCAAUGUGAGAUCUAUUUUCAUACCUCGAAAUAUACAUUCCAUUAAUAAAAGCCCAAAUAAAAGCUGA
Messenger RNA from Salarias fasciatus (jewelled blenny), 2054 nucleotides. It is a transcript of the gene phlda1, whose product is annotated as pleckstrin homology-like domain, family A, member 1. NCBI's taxonomy places the organism in Eukaryota, Metazoa, Chordata, Actinopteri, Blenniiformes, Blenniidae. The record is from RefSeq and is a predicted model, not a curated record. Gene Ontology annotation, biological process: positive regulation of apoptotic process. Gene Ontology annotation, molecular function: phosphatidylinositol phosphate binding. The transcript is spliced from 2 exons. Bases 207 to 665 code for a protein of 152 amino acids.